Messenger RNA from Arabis nemorensis, 864 nucleotides. The record is from the annotation of a GenBank genome assembly. NCBI's taxonomy places the organism in Eukaryota, Viridiplantae, Streptophyta, Magnoliopsida, Brassicales, Brassicaceae.
AUGGAAGGCAAAGAAGAGGACGUGAAUGUGGGGGCUAACAAGUUCCCGGAGAGGCAACCGAUCGGUACGUCGGCGCAGACGGAGAGCAAGGACUAUCAAGAACCACCUCCGGCGCCGUUUUUCGAACCCGGCGAGCUCAAAUCAUGGUCCUUCUACAGAGCCGGCAUAGCCGAGUUUAUCGCCACUUUCCUUUUCCUCUACAUCACCGUUUUGACAGUCAUGGGCGUCAAAAGAGCUCCCAAUAUGUGCGCUUCCGUCGGAAUCCAAGGAAUCGCUUGGGCUUUUGGUGGCAUGAUCUUCGCUCUUGUCUACUGUACUGCCGGAAUUUCAGGAGGACACAUUAAUCCGGCGGUGACGUUCGGUUUGUUCUUGGCGAGGAAGCUGUCUUUGACAAGAGCUCUCUUCUACAUAAUAAUGCAGUGCCUUGGAGCUAUCUGUGGUGCUGGUGUGGUCAAGGGUUUUCAAACAGGACCGUACCAGGCGAAUGGCGGUGGUGCCAACGUGGUAGCUCAUGGCUACACAAAAGGUUCAGGUCUUGGUGCAGAGAUUAUUGGAACUUUUGUUUUGGUCUACACUGUUUUCUCAGCUACUGAUGCUAAGAGAAGUGCUAGAGACUCCCAUGUCCCUAUCUUGGCUCCUCUUCCAAUUGGGUUUGCUGUCUUCUUGGUGCACUUGGCCACCAUCCCAAUCGCUGGAACCGGUAUUAACCCGGCCAGGAGUCUUGGAGCUGCCAUUAUCUACAACAAGGAUCAUGCUUGGGACGACCACUGGAUCUUUUGGGUCGGUCCUUUCAUUGGUGCUGCUCUUGCUGCUCUGUACCAUCAGAUAGUCAUCAGAGCCAUUCCUUUCAAGUCCAAGUCAUAA